AUGAGUAUUCGUUGCCAUAUAGGAGGACAUAUAUUACAUAGCAGUUCAAUAACCAAGGAGAAGUGGGGAUCCCAGCAGAACGCGCCGUCUGUGGUCCGUCCUCAUCCAUCCUGCAAUGAUGGUUUCUUAGUUAAUACCGUUUCUAUCUAUCUAUCUAUCUAUCUAUCUAUCUAUCUAUCUAUCUAUCUAUCUAUCUACGGUUUCUAUCUAUCUAUCUAUCUAUCUAUCUAUCUAUCUAUCUAUCUAUCUAUCUAUCUAUCUAUCAUCUAUCUAUCUAUCUAUCUGUUGAGGGAUAUUCAUUCCUUAUGUUUGUUAUUUAUUGGUACCGGAUUUCAUCCCGGAAUCCACAACAAUAUCUAUCUAUCUAUCUAUCUAUCUAUCUAUCUAUCUAUCUAUCUAUCUAUCUAUCUAUCUAUCUAUCCUUGCCGUGUGUUUCUAUCUCUGGCUUACGGCCAUAUCACUAAUAUUAUUAUCUAUCUAUCUAUCUAUCUAUCUAUCUAUCUAUCUAUCUAUCUAUCUAUGUCUUUCUUCAUAUCUAUCUAUCUAUCUAUCUAUCUAUCUAUCUAUCUAUCUAUCUAUCUAUCUAUUUAUCUAUCUAUCUAUCUAUCUAUCUCAAUUUUUAUUGCUGCUAAUAUUUUUUAUCUAUCUAUCUAUCUAUCUAUCUAUCUAUCUAUCUAUCUAUCUAUCUAUCUAUGUCAAAGAAAACUCGUUCAAAUACUCCUCUUUUUCUAUUUCUUAUAUUGUUUUUUUCUCUUCUUUUUUCAUUCUUUUUUUCUUUCUUUCUUUUCUUUCUUUCUUUCUUUCUUUCUCCUUUGA
This is a messenger RNA of Acanthosepion pharaonis, 816 nucleotides long. Lineage: Eukaryota; Metazoa; Mollusca; Cephalopoda; Sepiida; Sepiidae. The record is from the annotation of a GenBank genome assembly.